GCUCGUGUAAAAUUAAACUUGUUGAUAUUGUUGAGAGCCUUACAACAUGACUGCUUUCGAAUAUAUCGACUAUCCAACGGCUUUCUCUGGUGUGGCAGCUUUUAUCCUAUGCUGCUACUUACAGAAAAGACCAAAGAAUUUUCCACCGGGUCCUCAUGAUCUACCUCUUGUCGGGUAUAUUCCGUUUUUUGGAAAAAAUCCUGCAGAGACUUUAAGACAAAUGAAAGUGAAAUAUGGAUCUGUUAUGUCUGUUCCAUUUGGACGUGAAAAUUGGGUAGUUUUGAACGACUUUGACGUCAUUCAUGAGGCACUGGUAAAGCAGGGUGAGAAGUUUUCUGGACGACCUCAUAACAUUGCAUACGAUCUUAUAUCCAACGGUGGAAGUUUCUUUAAUUUGGAUUACGGCCCAACAUGGAAAGCUUUACACAAAUUUGGCGGGGUUACUUUAAGAGGGGCUGGAGUUGGCAAAAAAGAAAUGGAGGAAAAUAUUGUCGAAGAAACAAAGUUUUUGAUAGAAACGUUGGCAACACAGAAUGGACAGGCAUUUCAAAUGAAAUUGACCUCGGCGGUUUCGAAUAUUAUUAGUCGUAUAAUAUUGGGUUCAAGAUUUGACUACAACGACGAAAUGAUGAAACAAAUAAUUGAAAUAUUGAGAAAAAACUUUGCAGACACGCCCCAUGCGCGUAAGAUGGGUACGCUUUCAUUGGCUCCUAUAUUAAGGUUUAUCCCUCCAUUCCGCAAUAUUGCAAAGGAUACGGCUGAUGAUGCGGACUUCGUGAUUGAAUACAUACGUGAUAUUAUCAACGAACACGAAGCGAAACUUGACGAGCUGGACAUCCGAGACGUCAUUGAUGCGUUUCUCAUUGAGAUUAAAAAAAGUCAUAAAGAUGACAGUGCUUUUAAUAAAAAACAACUCAUCUAUUUUGUUCGAGAUCUGUUCAACGCCGGAACAACAACCACAAGCAGCACAUUGACAUGGGCUUUGUUAGCUUUUGCGCAUUAUCCCAAGUAUCAAGAAAAAAUUGCGGAAGAAAUUCUGGAAACUUUGGGCGAGGACGGAGUUACAUCAAUGAAACAUCGAAAUGAAAUGCCAUUUACUUGUGCUUUCAUACAAGAACUAAUGAGACAUAGAUUGUUGGCCCCAUUGAGCUUGCUUCACAAGACCACCGAAGAAGCGACUCUGAAUGGAUACACUAUUCCAAAAGACACAAACGUCGCUCCAAAUCUUUGGGCAGUUCAUUUUGACCCGAAACACUUCGAAAACCCGGAAGAAUUUCAACCUGAGAGAUUUCUCGACCAUGACGGAAAAUUCAUCAAAUCAAAUCACGUAAUCCCGUUUUCAAUCGGUCCUCGACACUGCAUUGGCGAACAACUUGCAAGGAUGGAAAUUUUCAUUUUUCUGACCGGAAUCAUACAAAAGCUUAAAGUGGUGCCCGAUCAAGAAAAACCGCUACCAUCUUUUUUUAGUGGUGGGUGCGGCAUUAUAUCAUACGAACCCCCAACGUUUGAUGUUAUUUUCGAACACCGCUAAAUGUUUUUUUUUUUAAUUUCCUUAAUACAGAUCAAGUUUACAUCGUUAUUUUAUGAACGAAUUUCUUAUUCUCCUGAAAAAAGCGGAUAUCAUCACGAUGAAAGUUAAUAGUUAUAUUUUUUGUUAAUUUGUUUUGAUAGAAAAUAACCCUUUGAUACAUUAUAGUUUGUCAAAAAUAAACCACUGUGUAUUUAUUAUAAAUAACUUUUUCGAUUACAAGAAAAGAUUUGCCAAUAUAUAUAAAAAACAGAAACAUCACAUAGAGUCGCAUAACUUAAACUUGACCUCAUAUUUGCAAAAAUUUAAACGCAUUCAGUGUGUAAAAUUAAAAAGAUCAUAAGUUAUAAUUAGUUGUAAUAUCAUUUACCAAUAAGUUUGGAUUGUUCAUAAAAACGGUUUGUCCCAAUUGUUUUUUUUCUGCCCAGUUUCUUUGCAUGACAGAGUUACAGAUUUUAAAUAUAUACUCAUAUAUAAUUCAUGAAGAUGCCUUACUUAUGUGGCUAGCGAUUUUCGGCAGUAACAACUUUUUUGUAAUGUUUUUUUGUUUUGAUGCAAACUGGUUCAAAUUCUCGCAAGAAAAAUUUUCAAUGAAUCACGAUGUUAUUUUGUUAUCACGAAGCCGCAAUCAAACAA
Styela clava is the source of this 2164-nucleotide messenger RNA. RefSeq names its product vitamin D 25-hydroxylase-like. The record is from RefSeq and is a predicted model, not a curated record. Gene Ontology annotation, cellular component: intracellular membrane-bounded organelle; cytoplasm. Gene Ontology annotation, molecular function: heme binding; iron ion binding; oxidoreductase activity, acting on paired donors, with incorporation or reduction of molecular oxygen, reduced flavin or flavoprotein as one donor, and incorporation of one atom of oxygen. NCBI's taxonomy places the organism in Eukaryota, Metazoa, Chordata, Ascidiacea, Stolidobranchia, Styelidae. Gene Ontology annotation, biological process: xenobiotic metabolic process.